AUGUCACCGUCAACUCUGUCCCCACCUAUGGGUAAUAUCGCGACGAUAAGGACACCUUCGAAUGCCACGAUAGAACGUGUGGAGACGGCAACUGUGUCUGUGGACGGUGAUAUAAACGUCGCUUCGGCUUUGGAUUUCCCGAUCUCAUUACCACAGCAUCCGGGUGGUGAUUUUCCGGUAAACGAAAGCCUGAAUUUGUCGGAUAUACCCAGCGUCGAGCUAGAACCGGGUUGGAUUUCUUGGCUGAUAGGGGAUAACUUCGACUUAGAUGCCGUGAACUCGUCCUUAUUGCAAGCCACUACUGGAGACUUCUUGGUUGUUGAUCGGAUGCCGGACGAGGAUCCGCUUGCUACUGAUUCAUUCAGCGUAGGCCCACAGGCAACGGACACGGAAUUGGCGCAGAUCGGGGAUGCAAUAAAAGAGGCCUGGCAUACCCACUGUGGGCAGACCACGUCGGGCGUCAUAUCCCCAGACCGCGCGAAUGACCGCAAUCAAAUUGACGAGACUUAUCGCCACGAGCUCUCUAAGCGCCUUGAGCAACGUGUGCAAACCGGAAUUCUUCCUUCGACCACUUUCCUAUUAGCAAAGAUUCAUCAUCAUGAGCCAUGCCUACGUCCUGCGACUGAGCGUCUACCGAUCAUCUCCUCAGAUAAGCUCUUUGCGGCCAGCAGUGCAAAUGCGUGGCGUGAGCUGGUCCUGCAACAGACCCAGCAGCCUGGGAGCAGGUCGAUGAGGGAGCGAAGUCUUCGAGGGGAGAGUGACUUCCAACUCUGUGCCACUCUUGAGUCCAUCAGUGCUAUGGCCUGUGAGUGCCGGGAACCUCUCUCGACCACACCCCAUAUGCCCGAGAAGUGCCAGGAAAUGCUCCUAUCUUGGUACGAGACGCAUCUAUCUACUGUGUCUCCUGGUGUGGUCUGGGAAUAUCCUUUAAGGAUUCUCUGGCAUUCCACUUUCAUCCUCCUAUACUCGGAUCUCGACGCUCUUGAGCGAGCCUGCGGUAGAGACGGCCCUGAGGCAGCCCAAGGAGCCAUUGAAUACGCUCGGCAGUGGGCAAGUUCCCAGGAGGCAACCGGAUCUCUAAUACACGCUAUCUGCAUCCGAAAGUACUUCGAGUCAAUGUCUAUUGGGUCUGAGUGUCCACUACAGAUUCCCACCUGCCUUUACCACUGUGGGAUCAUCUGGUUUUGCUUUGGGCAAUUCGGGGAUAGUAGCAACGGAGCAUUAAUGGACCGCAGCUUUCCAGAAUUAGAUCUGGCUGGAGUGCAUGUUGCCGAAAUCCAUGCGGCAGAAUUGAGGAACUCUCAAGUCGAGCGGAAGGCUGUGAACCAGGUCUUUAGGAUUGUUGGCCUGCUGCAGAGCAUGCGCCAUUGGAAGCUAUCUUUGAGCCUUGCUUCAACAUUACUUGCGCUUAUCGAGGCGCAAGAUAAUGUUUACUAA
Penicillium canariense is the source of this 1437-nucleotide messenger RNA. RefSeq lists its product as uncharacterized. Lineage: Eukaryota; Fungi; Ascomycota; Eurotiomycetes; Eurotiales; Aspergillaceae. The record is from RefSeq and is a predicted model, not a curated record. Bases 1 to 1437 code for a protein of 478 amino acids. The transcript is spliced from 2 exons.